Metarhizium brunneum ARSEF 3297 is the source of this 711-nucleotide messenger RNA. The record is from RefSeq and is a predicted model, not a curated record. NCBI's taxonomy places the organism in Eukaryota, Fungi, Ascomycota, Sordariomycetes, Hypocreales, Clavicipitaceae.
AUGCUCGUGAUGAUCACUAAAGCCGGGGUCCCCAAUAACAAAAUUUUUGUUGGUGAAGCUAGUUACGGCAGGUCGUUUCGCAUGGCCAAGGAGGGUUGCUGGGGCCCGACGUGUGGCUUUACAGGUUCCCGUACACAGUCAACCGCGAAUCCUGGUCGCUGUACCAACACCAGAGGAUACCUGGCCUAUGCUGAGAUCAAAGAGAUAAUAAGCGCGGGAGGCAAUGUCAGGACGUUCCACGAUGGCGACUCCAACACGGACGUUUUGCUCUACAAUGGAGACUACGUCGGAUAUAUGACUCCGACAACGAAAGACACACGACGAACAGACUGGCGGGAGUUUAAUUUCGCUGGGACGAUUGACUGGGCUGUCGACUUGCAAGAAUUCUCCGAGGAACACUUGACCAACACUGAUCGGCCUAAAUCCGGCCAAGGCUGUAUAUCGGGUCACGACAUGACGCUUGAAACUGCUGAAAUGUGCGAGUUUGCGUGUGAAUAUGGUUUUUGUCCCUCAUCCUUGUGCAUUUGCGAUGAAAAGGGAAAGCUCAAGGGUCUGCCAGCCGAGAGGAAAGACGUGAAGGGGUCGGCUUGGGACUGGUUGCACUUGGAUAUGAACAGGCUUUGCGCGUUUUCAUGCAGAUAUGACAACUGUCCACACGAGGUUUGUACAGACGGCAUCAUCCAGCAGGGCGAGGACGAGGACGAGGACUAG